GUGAUUGAGAUCUCGAUGAAGUACGAGUCGGAUGAGUGCGAGACCGGAGCCGACAGUGAGAUCGCGUGCGGAAUGAGUUCACUGUUAACGCAGACAUCCAAUGAAAGUCAUGACAAUAGCUCUCAAAAUUAUAUAUUACACGUGAAGUCCGGUCAUCACAAACGACUGGCCGGCUUUCAAGCAGAGGUUGCCUACGGAACAGAAAAUAGUCUCAUAAUUAUAGAUACGAUUCAAAAGUGUGCUGUACUUAAUGUGUCGACCAGUAAUUUAUACGGUGCGGCCGAUCCCUACCAGAGGUCUAUGCGGACGAUGAAGAAGACGCCGCCAACAGGUGUGCCGCCAAACAGGGAUACCUUCGAUGGCAAUCAGAGCGAUGCCGAUCGAUGCAAGUCUCCCACCUCUGAUCAAUGUGAGGAAAGUCGAUCACCCGACAGAUCCGUACCCACUAGUCCGCUAAUAUCGACACAAGCUUUUGAUCUGCCAUUAUCUCCAAUACCUCCAGUGCCGCCCCCAAGGCAUAGGAAAAAGAAAGUAAACUCCGAAACCUCGUCCGUAAAGAGUGUCCAAACAGGCGAUGAGAGUGCGGCUGAAUAUGGAGUGUGCGGUGAAUCGGUUGAGAUCACUGCCGAUCUCACCAUAAACUAUACUAAAAUUGAAUCCAAGCCAACCGUUGACCAGGUCUUUGACCAGGUCUUUGGCCAAAUGCAAGUGAUUGGGCCAGUGAUUAGGCCGACUCACUUGAAUUUGCAAUUAAAAAGCAAAGAAAGUAAAUGCAAUGUUUUAGCCAAAGAUAGUCAGAGCACUCCAUCAGUCGAUAGCGACAAUCAAUCAAUUCAAAGCACUGUUGGCAGCGAUAUGUCGUCUCCCACUGAACCCAACUCUGAUUUGAGUGAGAAAUUCAAUCAAAUCAAAGCCAACACAAGAGUGGCGAACACUCAAAGACCGAUAGGAACUCACAAUUUGCAUAAAUGCAAGAAUAAAAUCAAAGUCAUAGACUUGAGACCAGAGGAUACUGACGAAUCACUGGUCUCUCGAAUAAUUAGUAAACAACAGCAACAGAUCGGCGGAAACGCAGCGAUUAAAAAGCAGAUAACGCCCGAAAUGAAACGAUCUCGAUCUCAAGAUAAAAUCGACAGUUCAUUCUCACGCUCCCGGAGCUCAAGCAUAUCCAGUCUGGAGAACAUCACCAUUGAAUCCGUUCUCUAUAUCGCGUUCGCUGAGACUUAUUGUACAAAAUCAGAUCAAUCGACGAGUCCUUGUCUUUGGGUGGGAACCAGUUUGGGCUCUAUAUUAGUGAUAUCAUUGACAUUGCCUGACAGCACAGAUAAUCGCAUACUAUGUUUACAAACAGUUAUCGCUUCCCCGAGCGAUCAAUCGACGAGUCCUUGUCUUUGGGUGGGAACCAGUUUGGGCUCUAUAUUAGUGAUAUCAUUGACAUUGCCUGACAGCACAGAUAAUCGCAUACUAUGUUUACAAACAGUUAACGCUUCCCCGAGCGGAAGUAUAUACCGAUUGAAGGGAUCAAUACUUUGUAUAUCGUUUCUGGACUUCACGGGAGCUCUGCUUCAACUGAAUGCCGAUAUGUGGAGAGACAACCCUAACAGGACGGGUGGCAACACUACUCCCAGCUCUACCUCUUCGGGCGCUGACGGCAACAAACGUGUCGGCUCUCUGACCAUCACGAGGACGGGCAGCGGCGGCGCCACCGGUGGGUCAGCCAAUCGUAUCAAUAAGAUAUCGCCGACGUCUUCCUCCACUGACAUGAGAGAUCCGCAGUUCGUUGUGAUGGUCUCCGAGAAACAGAUCCGUUUGGUUAAUCUUCCGACACAACAGUGCGCUUAUAAGGCGACGCUCACCGAAACAUCCUUUGCCGUCAGGGCUGACGUCGUCUACAUGAAGAGCACAGACAACAUAUGUUUGGCCGUAUAUUUAGGGACUGGGAAUAUAGUGGUGUACAGUCUUCCCAGUCUUCGGCUUUUGAUUGAUAUCGAUUUUCUAGCCCUAACUGAUGUCAGGAUUGCGCGCACAAUAUGUUUCAGUGCGAACGGACACGGGAUGUAUAUGUCUUCGCCGUCAACACUAACCAAAUUCACAAUCUUGUCGUCGUUUCGGGACCUAAUGGCUGAUAUGGUUGGGACGCUCUUCACAGCUGCCAAAGAACUUCCAGAACCGCCAAAACCCAGUUUUCUGAAGGGUCUGUUCGGCGGCGGAACCUAUUCUCUCGAUAGGGAGGAACUGUUUGGCGAAACGAAUGCCGGAAAGCCGUCAAAAACAACUGCACGUCAUAUUCCGGGCACUUCUGCCGGCAUCGAGCAAAUGAAGGCACAGUCGGGUACUAUGGCUGCAGAACUCGCCAGAGUUAGAGAGGGAUUGUCGGAAAGGGGAGAGAAAGUGAGUCAAUUGGAGGACAAGACAGCGCGGAUGCAAUCGGAGGCCGAGGCGUUUGGCAGCGCAGCCCAUAAUGUUAUGCUUAAGUAUAGGGACAAGAAGUGGUAUCAGUUCUGAUCGCUGAAGACAACACACAAUUGUCUGAUAUUAAUGUUCUUCCGACUCAUCCAACAAAACACAACUAACAAUACAAUACAACAAACCAAAUGAAAAAUGUUUUCUCAUUUGAAUAAAUCAAAUGCAAAAUAAAGACAUCGAUUAUCACUGAAAUGAGAAAUACGUUUGUUUUUAGAGAAGAGUUUUGCUCUGAAUUUAGUUAACAAUAUGUAUGCGCUUUGAGAGAAGAUAUUUAUUUUACACUAAAAAAAUCCAAAACAAAAUGAUAAGAAAUUUAUAAGCAAUUCAUUAAAUGAUCAAAACUUUUGUGAAAUAAUAAUAAAACAAUUCGAUCGUCAGUUUUCGAGAUAAUUAAAGGAGAAAUCUAUUACAACCCAAACCAUAGAUGAAGUGUUUUUUCAAAAUAUUUAAUUUUUUUGACAAUCGAUUUAUUAACGUUUGUAAUGAAAUGUUUGAUUAAUUAUAACUUAUAAAACAAUCACAAACCUUUGUUUUGUUGUGAAAAUACGGGCCCUCUCUCUAUACCCCAA
This is a messenger RNA of Medioppia subpectinata, 3035 nucleotides long. The record is from the annotation of a GenBank genome assembly. NCBI's taxonomy places the organism in Eukaryota, Metazoa, Arthropoda, Arachnida, Sarcoptiformes, Oppiidae.